Messenger RNA from Drosophila biarmipes, 1320 nucleotides. It is a transcript of the gene Tcs4, whose product is annotated as probable tRNA N6-adenosine threonylcarbamoyltransferase, mitochondrial. Gene Ontology annotation, cellular component: mitochondrion. The transcript has 2 exons. The coding region runs from base 29 to 1258 and encodes 409 amino acids. The record is from RefSeq and is a predicted model, not a curated record. Gene Ontology annotation, biological process: tRNA threonylcarbamoyladenosine modification. NCBI's taxonomy places the organism in Eukaryota, Metazoa, Arthropoda, Insecta, Diptera, Drosophilidae.
UUGCUGUUUCACCCACCCUAAUGUUAUUAUGCAUGCACUCAGGUGUUUAGCCGGCAAUGGGACUCCAGUGGGAACAGCUCUCGGAGCUGGGCUCAAACGCCGGCUCAGCUGUGUCCUGGGCAUCGAGACCUCUUGCGACGACACGGGCAUCGCCGUCGUGGACACCGCCGGCCGGGUGAGGGCGAAUGUGCUGGAGUCCCAGCAGGAGUUCCACACGCGGUACGGCGGCAUCAUUCCGCCCAGGGCCCAGGACCUGCACCGCGCCCGCAUCGAGUCUGCCUUUGAGCGCUGUCUAGCGGAGGCUCGGCUGGAGCCGGAGGAGCUGGCGGCCAUUGCGGUGACCACGCGUCCCGGGCUGCCCCUGAGCCUGCUGGUGGGCCUGCGCUUCGCCCGGCACCUGGCCCGCCGCCUGCAGAAGCCCCUGCUGCCCGUCCACCACAUGGAGGCGCAUGCCCUGCAGGCCCGCAUGGAGCAUCCAGGGCAGAUCCCCUUCCCGUUCCUCUGCCUGCUGGCCAGCGGCGGUCACUGCCAGCUGGUGGUGGUCCACGGACCCGGUCGCCUCAACCUCCUUGGCCAAACGCUGGACGAUGCGCCCGGCGAGGCCUUCGACAAGAUCGGACGCCGUCUGCGCCUGCACAUCCUGCCCGAGUACCGCCUGUGGAACGGCGGCAGGGCCAUCGAGCACGCCGCCCAGCUGGCCAGUGAUCCGCAAGCCUACGACUUUCCGCUGCCGCUUGCCCAGCAGCGCAACUGCAGCUUUAGCUUUGCCGGCAUCAAGAACAACUCCUUCCGCGCCAUCCGGACACGUGAGCGGCUGGAGCGAACGCCACCGGAUGGGGUCAUCAGCAACUACGGCGACUUCUGCGCGGGUCUGCUGCGCGCCGUCAGCCGGCACCUGAUGCACCGUACCCAGCGAGCCAUCGAGUACUGCCUGAGGGAGCAGCUCUUUGGCGACGUCCCGCCCACACUGGUCAUGUCCGGCGGGGUGGCCAAUAACGACGCCAUCUACGCCAAUAUCGCCCACCUGGCCGCCCAGUACGGAUGGCGGAGCUACCGGCCGUCCAAGCGCUACUGCUCCGACAACGGCGUGAUGAUCGCCUGGCACGGCGUGGAGCAGCUGCUGCAGGACCAGGAGGGCAGCCUGCGCUUCGACUACGACCGCAUCGAGAUCCAGGGCAGCGCGGGAUUUGCGGCGUCGCACGAGGAGGCUGUCGCCGCGGCGGCCCUCAAGUGCAAGUGGAUCCAGCCACUGGGCUGAUGAUGCCUUAUGAGAAGUUAGAGCUGGAGUUUCUUAAAUAAAAAUAAAAUUAUUAUUGUUUA